Messenger RNA from Letharia columbiana, 795 nucleotides. RefSeq lists its product as uncharacterized. The transcript has 4 exons. Bases 1 to 795 code for a protein of 264 amino acids. Lineage: Eukaryota; Fungi; Ascomycota; Lecanoromycetes; Lecanorales; Parmeliaceae. The record is from RefSeq and is a predicted model, not a curated record.
AUGCCAUCAUAUGCCAUCCUGGGGGUAACAGGCUCCACUGGAUCCUCGCUCCUCAGAUAUCUUCACGAGAGACCAGUGAAAGUCAACAUCAACUUAUAUGCGCGGUCUGCACCCAAAGUCGAGUCAUUGCACCCAUACGUCAAGACCGCAGAAAACAUUCAGAGUUUCGUUGGUGAUCUCUCAAGCGCAGACGUACUCAAAAAUUGUCUACGAAACACAGAUGUAAUUUUCAGCGCCAUCGCUCAGAAUUCCAACGAGCCAGGCUGCUCCAUCGCUCAACGGACAGCCCACAGUAUUGUAUGUGCACUGGAGGCGUUGCGAAAAGACGAAGGUCCAACUUUCAAAUGUCCCAUCUUGGUUUUCCUGACCUCGGCUUCUCUGAACCCAACUUUUUCGGAAUCUACGCCACGGCUGCUUCACUGGGUGCUUGAACGCGGGUGCUAUUACAUUUACGAAGAUCUCAGGAAAUCAAUCAAGUAUCUAAAGGAGCAGUCGUGGAUCCCUUUGAUUACCGCCGAACCUCCUGCACUAAUUAAAGAUAUCCCGCGUGGAUAUGAACUUUCACAAGAGGAAGUCAUGCCCGGCAUCUCCUACGAUGACCUGGCACGUGGGAUGGUGCAAAUGGCGGAAGAAGAUGGCGGUAAUAAAUGGGUCGGCAAAGGAGUGGGGAUUAAGGCAACAGGCAAGGUGAAGAUGGAUUACCUGCCUCUUAUCUGGUACCUUGUUACUGGUUUAGUUGCCUACUUCUCUCCUGCGGCCUGGAAACUUUUGCAAAGAGCAGGUCUGAAUCCAUGA